Culex quinquefasciatus (southern house mosquito) is the source of this 2152-nucleotide messenger RNA. RefSeq names its product fatty-acid amide hydrolase 2. Bases 312 to 2015 code for a protein of 567 amino acids. NCBI's taxonomy places the organism in Eukaryota, Metazoa, Arthropoda, Insecta, Diptera, Culicidae. The transcript is spliced from 6 exons. The record is from RefSeq and is a predicted model, not a curated record.
ACCCCGCCGGACGGCGUGUUGCCCGGUUUCAAUCGUUGCGUGUCCGUCGCCGACUUAAGUCGGGUAUUGUUGGUGUGGAGUCUGAUAAGGCGGAACUUGUUUGGAUUGUGCCGGUUUUGUCGCGCAGAUUUGCGGGAGUCGACAACCAGACUCAAACUAGUCAUUGUGUCCAGUGAGGCGGGAAUUGCCCCAAAAAGUACCGUGGCCAGUUGAGGGUUAUCGGGGCGAGUAUAAGCAACUCUGGAACACACAAGAGAAACCGCUUUAGUAGUGAGCUAACCGGCGUCGAGAGAGGGUGUUGUAGUGUCUCGAUGAGAUUACGCGAACGGAUCAAGUCGCGAGCGAAAUCAGUGCUUAGAAGUUUGCAUGCGUGUACGUCGUCGGACGGAGCAGCCAAGAUGGACCAGGACCAGAAGAAUACCUUUGUGGACAAACGGAAGCCGCAGCCGUUGCUGGUGACGGCACUGAACGUGGCGCACAAGUUUCUGGUGCUGAUUACGCGGUGGUUCCUGCGAACAAUCUACGGCGAGCAUGGCCAGAAGGUGCCGCCGAUUCGGAAUCUGAUCCUGAUGGAGUCGGCGACGUCGCUGGCGACCAAGAUUCGCACCAAGAAGCUAACCAGCGUCGAAGUGAUGGAGGCGUUCAUCGAGCGCGGCAAGGAGGUAAACCCCCAGCUGAACUGCAUCGUCGACCAGUGCUACGAGUCGGCCCUGAAGGACGCGGCCAAGGCGGACGCGCUGGUCGCCUCGGGGACGCUCACCGAGGAGCAGCUGGCCACGGAGAAGCCCUUCCUGGGCGUGCCCAUUUCGACCAAAGACUGCAUUAGGGUUAAGGAUCUGUUGCACACCGCCGGAAUCUGGAAGCGGCGUGCGAUCCGAGGCGAGAAAGAUGCGCGCGCAAUGGAACUCAUGCGGAAGGCCGGCGCAAUUCCGUUCGCGCUGACCAACGUGUCCGAGUGCUGCAUGUGGUGGGAAAGCGUCAACACGAUCCACGGCCGAUCGUGCAACCCGUACGACACGAACCGUAUCGUGGGCGGUUCCAGCGGAGGCGAGGGUGCCAUCCAGGCCGCCGCCGCCUCACCCUUUGGGCUGGGCUCGGACAUCGGAGGCUCGAUUCGUAUGCCGGCGUUCUUCAACGGAAUCUUUGGCCACAAACCGUCGCGCAAUAUCGUGUCGAACGACGGACAGUAUCCGGAAGCGGUCAGCGAGGAGCAGGACAUGUUUUUGGGAAUUGGUCCAAUGUGUCGUUACGCUACCGACUUGAAGCCCAUGCUGAAGAUCAUCACGGACGAGAAGGCAAAAAUGCUUCGGUUGGACGAUCCGGUCGACCUGAAGCAGGUCAAGUUCUUCUACCAGCUGAACGACGGUGGUGGCAGUCUGGUGUCCCCGGUGGACCAUGACAUCCGGGACGCGAUGGAGAAGGCCAUGGCCCACUUCCGGACCACGGUGAAGGCGGACGUCCGUAAGGUUUAUCUGGACAAAAUGAGAAAGUCUGCGCCGAUCUGGUUCGGCAACAUGAAGCACAAGGAGGAGCUCGCUUUCGAGCAACAGCUGGACAACUUGGAGGGACGGAUCAACCCGUACACGGAACUGCUCAAGUGGUUCGUCGGACAGUCGAAUCACACAUUUGUGGGCAUCAUGACCGCCAUUACGGAGCGGGGUGGAGUUCAGUACGGAACGGAUUUGUACCACGCGAUGGUUCGACAGCGGGACGAACUGCUGGCCGAGUUCAAGGCGAUGCUCGGAGACAACGGAGUGUUUAUCUACCCGACACAUCCGACGGUGGCGCCGUAUCACAACGAGCCGAUCGUGAGGGCGUUGAACUUUAGCUAUACCGCUAUAAUCAACGUUCUGGGACUGCCAUCGACGGCGGUUCCGCUGGGGCUGGGCCGGGAAGGGCUGCCGAUUGGAUUGCAGGUCGUUGGUAACGUCAACCAGGACCGACUCUGUUUGGCCGUAGCGUGUGAACUGGAGCGCGCCUUCGGAGGUUGGGUAGCGCCGGAAGUAUUGGCUUGAAGGGAUAGUUGCAGCGAAAACAAACUAUCGACUAUAAUAUUGCCUCUGUGUGUAGUCGGAACAGCAUUUGAAUACUACAUAUAUUUGUUAUCGUGACGUAUUUUAAGAAAUAUACAUGGUUUUUAGACGUUUAGGAA